Molecule: messenger RNA, 582 nt
Organism: Striga asiatica
Lineage: Eukaryota; Viridiplantae; Streptophyta; Magnoliopsida; Lamiales; Orobanchaceae
Source: the annotation of a GenBank genome assembly
AUGUCGAGGCUCUUUCCCCAACAACUCCGGAAGGAAUUUGAGAGGCGUCAGGCUGAUGCAGUUUUUGCAUUUCAGUUAAGGAACCCUGCGCAUAAUGGGCAUGCCUUAUUGAUGAAUGAUAGACGCAGGCGAUUUUUGGAAAUAGGUUACAAGAAUCCAAUUCUACUGCUUCAUCCUUUAGGAGGUUUCACAAAGGCUGAUGAUGUGCCUUUGGAUGUUCGGAUGGAACAACACAGCAAGAGUCUCACUUUGCUCUCCUCACAAUCAUCUGACUCAACAGCUCCGUUCCUGGAUCUUAGGCUGAUCCAAGGCUUAGUUUCCUUCCGGACAAGAGAACGCGUUAGAAUAGCCUAUAUAGGCCAACAGAACGAAAUAGAUCUCUCUUACUAUUCCCGGAGAUUAGUCAUAGCAUCCACUUGUGCUAACUCCUUGCCAAUCUCUUCAAGCGGGAGGCAAGACGAUGCUUGCGGAUCUGCAUCCCGUAAGAAAAUGAAAACGAAGUCAGAUCCUAUUGAUCUCUUACCGGCAGUGGGAUCUUCUUCUAUAGUCUCUUCUAAAGAGUUGGAUUAUAGGCUAUUCUAA